Molecule: messenger RNA, 1413 nt
Organism: Hyaloscypha bicolor E
Lineage: Eukaryota; Fungi; Ascomycota; Leotiomycetes; Helotiales; Hyaloscyphaceae
Product: TIP49-domain-containing protein
Exons: 3
Coding region: 1-1413 (470 amino acids)
Biological process (GO): box C/D snoRNP assembly; chromatin remodeling; regulation of transcription by RNA polymerase II
Cellular component (GO): NuA4 histone acetyltransferase complex; Swr1 complex; R2TP complex
Molecular function (GO): ATP hydrolysis activity; DNA helicase activity; ATP binding
Source: RefSeq, a predicted model, not a curated record
AUGGCUGCUACAAUCCAAACGGUGUCCGAGAGCAAGGAGCUGCGCGGGCUGAAUCUGAUCGCUGCCCAUUCCCACAUUCGCGGCCUAGGUGUAGAUCCAGAUACACUCGAGCCUCGAGCUUCAUCACAAGGACUGGUUGGUCAGGAGAAGGCGCGUAAGGCUGCCGCCGUGAUUCUGCAGAUGGUGAAGGAGGGGAAGAUUGCUGGUAGAGCUGUGUUGAUUUCUGGGCCACCGAGCACUGGAAAGACCGCUAUUGCCCUGGGAAUGUCGCAGUCUUUAGGCUCAGAUACACCAUUCGUCAUGCUAUCCUCCUCCGAAAUCUUCUCCCUUGAGAUGUCCAAGACCGAAGCCCUUGAACAAGCAUUCCGGAAGUCGAUCGGCGUGCGGAUAAAGGAGGAAAGCGAAAUGAUUGAGGGAGAAGUCGUUGAGAUCCAAACGGAUCGAAGUGUGACAGGAGGAACGAAGCAGGGCAAGCUUACGAUCAAGACAACAGACAUGGAAUCAGUCUACGACAUGGGAAGCAAGAUGAUUGAUGCGAUGACGAAGGAGCGCGUUAUGGCUGGAGAUAUCAUAUCGAUCGACAAAUCAUCAGGCAAAAUCAGCAAACUUGGACGGUCAUUUGCCAAGUCACGCGACUACGAUGCGAUGGGUGUUGACACCAAAUUUCUGCAAUGUCCAGACGGGGAUUUGCAGAAGCGCAAGGAGGUGGUACACACAGUCAGCCUACACGAGAUUGAUGUCAUCAACUCGAGGACACAAGGUUUUCUAGCACUCUUUUCUGGUGAUACCGGCGAGAUCAGGAGUGAGGUUCGAGAUCAGAUCAACACCAAAGUCGCAGAAUGGAAGGAAGAGGGCAAGGCUGAGAUUGUGCCUGGUGUGCUCUUCAUUGAUGAAGUGCACAUGCUGGAUAUCGAGUGCUUCUCGUACAUCAACCGUGCUCUCGAGGACGAGCUAGCCCCUAUUGUCAUCAUGGCAAGCAACAGAGGCAACUCAAGAAUUCGAGGAACCAACUACAGAAGCCCCCACGGCCUUCCACUAGAUUUCUUGGACCGAGUUGUUAUUGUCAGCACACAUGCGUAUGUCAAGGAGGAGAUCCAGCAGAUUCUCUCCAUCCGUGCUCAAGAGGAAGAGGUGGAUCUCACGCCAGACGCCUUAGCCCUGUUGACCAAGAUUGGCCAGGAGACAGGUCUACGAUAUGCCAGUAAUCUGAUCACCACAUCACAGCUCAUUGCUGCAAAGAGACGGCAAAAGCAGGUUGGUAUCGAGGACGUGCAACGAAGCUUCGCUCUUUUCUAUGAUUCAGGCAGAAGCGUGAAGUUUGUUGCCGAGUUCGAGAAGAGACUCAUCGGGGACGGAGGUGCAGUUAGUCUGUCAGUUACGAACGGACACGGUGAUGCAAUGGAGCUUUCAUGA